GUGACCUCACGAACUCCACUAGAUCCUUUCUGCGGAGAAUCAUCCUCAAGAAGGCCAAGGAGAGAAUGAGAAGUAUCGCGCGACGCAUGGGCACAUCAUGCCGGAACCAUUCAAACACCCGACGGUCAAAAGGGAGCUGGCGUUCCUGACCGUCAGGUUCCUCAUCUGCCCCACGGACAAAGCGCCCAAUACACCGGCCUUCGUCUGCAAGAAUUUCAUCAGGAAACUCGCUUUGCAGAGGCCGUCUGGCCCGGAGUUCGACUGCAUUCCCAUGCCCCAUGAGGCCAUCGUAUCACGGAUCCGAGGCGAACUUGCCGCCUUCCCAGCGCUUCCUGCUGCUGCGACUACACUACCUUAUCUGAUGGCGGUACUCAAGGCACACAAGGGCUCCUUCCGAUGGAUUACGAACACAACAAAUUUCGUCAUCUCCCCGGCAGCGGACCUUUGUGCUUGCUUGCUGCGCUUUCUCCUUCCGCUGGUGCAGACCUAUUGUCAAGACAGGACCAGGGAAGUGGAGGAACAGUAUGGCGUCAGACCCAACCUUUGGUGGGCCAUCUCGCCAGUGGGGGAAUUUUAUGCUAACCUACCGAACAAGGUGUACUCUGUCUUCACGGCGGACAUCACCAGGUGCUUCGAAACCAUCCGGAUUGACGGAUCGGAGGACAGCCUCACGACUGCGGUCAGAUUCUAUGUGCAUUCUGCUAUGCAGACGAAGAGGGAGAGGACCUCCAACCACGCGAUUGUGGUCAGAUUCGAAGAAGGAGGUGAAUUGAGGCCAACUUGGGCGGAUGCGGGCCAGCCGGAGGAAAUGGGCUCGUUGCUCUUCAAGGAGGGCGACAUCUGUUGGCUCUCGGAGUGGUGCAUCGCUAAUAGCAUAGUAUGCAUGGGGGAAUAUGCUUGGAGGCAGGUGAGGGGUAUCCCCAUGGGAUUGGCAUGCUCCCCGAUUUUGUGCGACAUCUAUUUCUUCAAGUACGAAUACCAGGCGAUGAUGAGGCUGGUGGACACACGCAAUGCCCAUCUAAUACCGUACUUUGAAGGCACCUUCAGGUACGUGGAUGACCUCGGGGCCGUCAACAACGCUGUCAUUAAGAGCUUUUUGGAGAAAGGCGAGGACAGACUACCGGAUGAUCCCUGCUGGAUAUACCCGGCCCAGUAUAUCAAAAUCAAGGAAAACACGGAGGUUGAUGAAGAAGGGAUUGGACGUGUUGCCAAAUUUCUCAGCAUGACCAUCACUGUCACUUCACCUGCAGACGGUUCAUACUCCACCACCAGGCAUGACAUGCGUAUGGGGUUGGGCUUUGCUCCUUGCAGGUACAUCAAGUUCAGAUCUAAUAGAAGCACCAGGCAGUCAUUGCGGAUCAUCACGGCGCAGGUGGCACAAAUUCUUCUACUAUGCUCAGAACUGGAGGAUGCGGAUAAUCAGUUGGCGGGCGUAGUGCCAACAAUGACGGACAAUGGCUUUGCCGCAAACGCAUGCUGGGCGGUGGUGAAGAAAGCACUCAGGAACGCGCACCUCUACCAGCCAGGCAGGCUCUCCGUUCAUGUGAUCAGAGAGGCUCUCGCUAAUCUACACGGGAUUACUUACUGAAUCGUGUGUUUGUGUCUAUAUGCGUCUGUGUGUGUGAGGUGUCCGGGGGAUGACUGGGCCGAAGAGGCCGGUUGUCCUUCGGACAACCGUUCCCUUCGGCCAAAGAGGCCGGUUGUCCUUCGGAGAACCGUUCCCUUCGGCCCCGGUUAUCCCUCGGAGGGAACGGGGUGGGACACACACACACACACACACACACACACACACACACACACACACAACACACACACAGGUACAUCGGGCGAUUGAUCGAUGACAGGGACAGGGGCACGGCCCGGGCCGACAAGGCAGGCUCUGUAAUAAGUGCAGUGUUC
This is a messenger RNA of Chara braunii, 1899 nucleotides long. The record is from the annotation of a GenBank genome assembly. Lineage: Eukaryota; Viridiplantae; Streptophyta; Charophyceae; Charales; Characeae.